AUGUCGAUGGGGAAAACCCUUGGCGACCACCGCUACAGGAUUGGCUGCCCGAUCGCCAAGGGUGCGUUCAGUACGGUGUACCGCUGCGUUGACCUGGCCACCGGCAAGGCGUACGCCGUGAAGGUGGUGAAUCGCGCACUGGUGGAGACAAACAAGAUGCAGGAGGCCGUUGUGCGGGAGAUCAACGCGAUGGAGGUGGUGACACCCUCGCGGUAUUUGGUGAACCUUGUGGACAAGCUGGUGUCGGCGCGGAACUACUACCUCAUCAUGGACCUCGUGGAGGGGGGGACGCUGGUUGAUUGCAUCCGCAACGCCCCCUCCGGCUUGUCCCUGCAGUGGUGUUGUCGGAUCUUUAGGCAGCUGCUCAACGGGCUCAGCCUGCUCCAUCGCUGCAACAUCGUCCACCGCGACAUCAAACCGGAAAAUUUGCUUCUGAACGCGGAACACACACAGUUGAUGAUAUCCGAUUUUGGGUUCGCGUGCUACGCGCCUUCGGGGCGCCUGCUUCGCCGGGCCUGCGGGACGCCAAACUACUGCGCCCCUGAGUUACUGCAGCAAGACCCCCACUACGAUGGUCGCAAGGUUGACGUGUGGGCGGCAGGUGUCACGCUGUACGUCAUGCUUUUUAAUAAAUACCCUUUCCAGGGCAGUGAAGGUUGUCCCGACGCGCUGCUGCAGGCAGUCACAGCGGGAAGGUACACCUUUCCCCGCCCAGUCCCACCUGGUCUGGAACACCUUUUUUCCGUGAUGCUCCAGCCGCAGCCCGCCAAACGAUGGUCGGUAAGUAAAUUACUGCGGCAUACAUGGGUGCUGGGGAUCACACCCAUCGUCACGCGGGUGCCUUCCCACACCAACGCUGUGGUGAAGGAUAUGGGUUCCGUCAACGAUGAGUGUGGGCCACCUUUCGAUGCGUUUCUUUUGCGGUCCCAAUUCGCGCAGGCAUUGGAGGACGAUGACUUGUGUGCAUCUUCGCGCCGGUCACGCUCCUGCCCGCCGCUGCUGCUGCAAAGACCCGAUGGGGACCUGGUGUUCAGCCCCACGGGCCUCGAUGAUGACGUGAACGCCGGAUCGCUUCCAGCGAUGCACCGCAAUGAUAGUAGGAGAGGUCCAAAAAUGGGUUAUUUCAGUAGCAACAGGGGCAAUGACGGCAGUGGGGAUGGGGAAAAGUGUUCGGGCGUCGUAGAAGUAGUAGGAAGAGUGGGGGGAACCACUCCUAUGGAUCCCGACUCUGUUUACAGCUACUGUAACAGCGAGAGCAGCUUCCACAGCAACAGCCUGCAUGGCAACUCGUUUCUGCUAAACAGCAGCACUGCGACGAUAACGUCGCCGUCAACUUAUUCCAAAGCAGCUUGUGCGGAGGCACCGGUUUCUUACAUGCACGAUCUUGUACUUACAUUGAAGGCCAUUGCCAAUUUCUUUUUAUUCUGCACAGCGCUUUUUGUUAUUGGCGGAAUGCGCUUAUUGCUGGACGUGGACUUCAACGAUCUUCCACUUCCGCUUUUUUUUCGCAACGCGGUGGAGCGUCUGUUGACACCACUCGAUGGUGGGAGCUCGCAGUACGUGGAGCCGCAACGCCACCACCAAACGCGUGGUGAGCGACUGCGAGAAAUAGUUGCUUCAGCGGGGAGGGCGAUCAGCAGGUUCAUCCCACGACGCCGGGUGGCACUGACAUGA
This is a messenger RNA of Trypanosoma rangeli, 1674 nucleotides long. RefSeq names its product Small Surface Antigen. The transcript has a single exon. Gene Ontology annotation, cellular component: cytoplasm. Lineage: Eukaryota; Euglenozoa; Kinetoplastea; Trypanosomatida; Trypanosomatidae. Gene Ontology annotation, molecular function: ATP binding; protein serine/threonine kinase activity. The record is from RefSeq and is a predicted model, not a curated record. The coding region runs from base 1 to 1674 and encodes 557 amino acids. Gene Ontology annotation, biological process: intracellular signal transduction; protein phosphorylation.